This is a messenger RNA of Ananas comosus (pineapple), 3006 nucleotides long. Its product is annotated as glutamic acid-rich protein-like. The record is from RefSeq and is a predicted model, not a curated record. The coding region runs from base 460 to 2718 and encodes 752 amino acids. Gene Ontology annotation, molecular function: histone binding; DNA binding. The transcript has 13 exons. NCBI's taxonomy places the organism in Eukaryota, Viridiplantae, Streptophyta, Magnoliopsida, Poales, Bromeliaceae. Gene Ontology annotation, cellular component: nucleus. Gene Ontology annotation, biological process: regulation of double-strand break repair; chromatin organization.
UUUGAGCCUUUGAGACGAGAGAGAGAGAGAGAGAGAGAGAGAGAGAGGGAACCCAACAAAACACACCCCCUCCCACUUUUGUCGUUCCGGGGCUAUAGGGUGGGGUGGGGGGCAUCGGCAUCGGCAUCGCCAUCGCCAUCGCCAUGGGAGACAUCCUUCGUUUCGUUAAAUAGUUUUCUCCUAUUUUUGUUUUUCUCUGGUUUGUUUUUUAAUUCAAAGAAAUAAAUUAAAAAAUAAACAAUCUCUAUCCCAACUCUCUCAAUUAGUUCGGGGGGAAGACAAGUUUGCGAUUUUCCUGCGAUUGAAGCUCUUUCUGCUGUGCGAGCGAGCUUGCUUCUCAGUUACUUAGCAAUUCGGUGGUAAAUCUGUCCUAUUGCUGCUUUGCCGCGGAGUAUGGUCUGAGCAAGGAAGUUUCAGCUCUGCCUGUGCUGAGCUGGCUUAAUCAGGUCAGGUGCUGCAAUGUCUGAGCCCGAACCUACUUUGGCGAUGGAAGAAACCCUGGCAGCAAAUGGCUCCGGACCUCCUGCUGAAGAUAUAAAUAGUGAGAAUCUAGCUGCAAAGAACGAUGCUGAUAAAAAUGGAAAAGUGCAGGAAACCGACAAAAAGGCUUUGUCCGUCACUGAUGAAAAAAAAGAAGGCAUAGAGACUGAGGGGGAUACUGUAACUGGCAAAAACGACAAUGAUGAAAAGAAAGAUGUGCACGAGGUCGACAGGGAGACCAUGGCUGUCACAAACGACGCUGAUGAAAAGAAGGAUGGACAAGAGAGUGAGGAGGCGGCUUUAACUGCUAAGAACAACGGAGAUGAAAACAAAGAUGGGCAAGAAAGGGAGGCGGAGGCUACAACCGGCAGAAACCAAAGUGAUGAAAAGAAGGAAGCACAUGAGACUACGGCAGAGGCUCGAACUGUUACAAAUGACGAUGAUGAAAAGAAAGAUGACCAGGAGACUGAGGCGAAUGCUCUAACUGGAGAAACUGAUGGCGAUGGAAAGAAAGAUAGGCAAGAUACCGAGCUGGCCAAUAUUGAAAAGGAGGUUGUUCAAGAAAAGACUGAAGGAAAAGAAAAUGGCAUAGAAACUGUAGAAGAUGCAGAGGGUGGUAAAGAGGAUAAGAAGAUGGAGGAUGUGGAUAUGAGGGAAGCUGAGGAUGUGAAGAUGGUCGACAGUACAGAGGACGUGAAAAUGGUAGACGCUGAGGAUGUAAAAGAUGAGAAUAAAUUGUGUGAAGAAGAAGGGCAAAAUGAAGGAGACGUGAAACCAGAAGAAGGGGUCGAGGUGAAGGAAGAGAGAGAUGGUACUCAUGUUGAGAAAAAUGCUGAUGAAAGUAAGGAGGAACGCACGCCAAAGAAGAAAAGAUCAAAGAGUAAAAAAUCAGGUGAUAGAGGGUCGCAAAAGGAUAGGAAGCAGAGUGGUAUGAAGGCCAAGGAGUUUUCAAGUACUCCAACGGCUUAUUCCAUUGAUCGACCUGUGCGUGAGAGAAAGACAGUGGAGAGAUUGGUGGAAGUUAUUGAGAAGGAGAUGAAUAAGGAAUUUGUCGUAGAGAAGGGUCGUGGCACUCCUCUGAAGGAUAUACCGAGUGUGGCAUACAAAUUAGCAAGAAGGAAACCUGCUGAUCUAAAGUUGAUUCAUCAGACUCUUUUCGGGAGGAAAGGAAAGGCAGUCGAUUUUAAAAGCCAUAUCCUCCAGUUUUCUGGAUUUGUAUGGCAUGAGAGUGAUGAGAAACAAAGAGCCAAGACGAAAGAGAAACUUGACAAAUAUGUGAAAGAUACACUCUUGGAUUUAUGUGAUCUGUUCAAUAUCCCUGUUCCAAAAACGAGUGCAAGGAAGGAAGAUCUUGUGGUGAAGCUGUUGGAUUUUAUAGCUGCCCCUCAUGCUACAACUGAUGCCAUGCUUGCUGACGAGCAGACAUCAAAAUCUAGAAAGCGCAAGAGAAUGAGUAAAGGAAGUGCUUCUAAGACCGUUGAAGGCUUGCCAGCAAAGAGGUCUAGGAAGAACCUUGCCAAAGGUGAUGACACUCCUAGUGCGGAUGAGAAGAGAGGCGAUGAAACAGAAGAAGAGGAAGAAGAGGAUGAUGGAGAUUAUCAUGAUAAAGGUAAACAACCUAAGCAUUUGGAAAGUGAGAGGAAGGAAGAUGAAUCCGAGGAAGCUGAAGAAGAUGAAAAUGAGGAUUCUGACUCGGGAAAAGUCAAACAGCAUGUGAAGAAAUCUUCAAAACGACGAGGCUCUGUUGGUGCGGAGAAGUUGAAGGUAACAACAAGCUCUAAGAAAGAUCCAAUCCUGACAAGCACUAAGAGCCCUAAGAAAUCUUCGUCGUCUAAACUCUCUAAGACUGAGGAGAGAAAUGACGUUGGUGAAAAGGUCUUCUCUAGGAAGAAGAAAGAUGCUGAUGUGCUAAAAAAGCCAUCAACUCCCAAGCCAGAUGCCAAGGAGAAGAAAACUUCUGGUCGGAAGACAAAAGCUAUAGAAAAAGAAGUGGCAGCAGAGCAUUCUGUUCCGACCAAGGAGGAAUUAAGGAAGACCAUUACUGGCAUUCUCAAGGAAGUUGACUUUAACACGGCCACCUUCACUGAUAUUCUUAAGAAGCUUGCUUCUCAUUACAAGAUGGACAUGACGCCCAGAAAAGCAGUUGUAAAGCUGUUGAUCCAAGAGGAAUUGACCAAGCUAGCAGAGGCAGAAGAUAAUGAAGACGAUGAGGAUGAAGAAGAUGAGGAAGAGGAAUAAAUUUCAGAACGCGGUGCUUGGGUACCUACUGAGAAGGAAAUAGCUUGUACAUGUUAUUUAGUGGUCAGUUAUUUUGUGAUGCAGCUUGAAUCAUUGCAGCAUAUUUUAGCAGGUUAGCAGAUGUAAGUCUUACUGUGUAUUUGUGACGUAGAUGUGUAGGAGACUCCUUUACCUGUGAGUCUACUGACUAGCUUUUGUACUUUUAUGUUCAGAUUGGCAACUUUAAUUUUCAUACACUGAAAACCAUACUGCUUGUUGUGUAUUUGUUUCUACCUUUUUGAGUUAAAA